This is a messenger RNA of Aspergillus japonicus CBS 114.51, 1299 nucleotides long. RefSeq names its product PSME3-interacting protein. The transcript has 3 exons. The coding region runs from base 221 to 976 and encodes 251 amino acids. Gene Ontology annotation, cellular component: nucleus. The record is from RefSeq and is a predicted model, not a curated record. Lineage: Eukaryota; Fungi; Ascomycota; Eurotiomycetes; Eurotiales; Aspergillaceae.
CUCGUUGACGCAAGCAAAGUGAUUUGCCGAUUGACUUGACAUCGUUUGAAAGUCACAUCUAGCAAGGCGCUCAGUUAUUACGGCCAGAAAUAGGAAGUUAGCAUAUGGUCACGCCACACUGUUUCCCUUGAACGUUGAAAACAUUUUCCAUCCCCGCGGAGAAGUCGAAACACCCUUGCCGCAAGGGUCGAUACUCUAAUUGCCUGACAACUCUUCCAAAAUGUCGUCCGGAUUCGUGUCCGCAGGGACAGACCAAGAGCCAGUCGAGCGCAAUGAUGAAUGGCACCGUGUGCAGCAGGAGCUUGAGGAGGAGCGCAGGCGCAAAGCAGAGUUGGGAAAACAGGAUGGAGGAAAGAGUCUGUUUGAAGUACUGCAGCAGAACAAGAUGGCCAAGCAAGAAGCCUUCGAAGAAAAAAUCAAGCUGAAGAACCAAUUCCGAUCGCUGGACGAAGAUGAGGUUGACUUCCUGGACUCGAUACUGGAGUCGACGCGAGCGAAAGAGGCCGCCGUGAAAAAGGAGACUGCCGAAGGUCUAGAGUUGUUCCGUCGCCAGCGGGAAGAGGCGGAAAAGACUCUGCUCGAAGACACAGCUGCCGACGUGGUUCCGGCAGCGGAGGGCGAGGAUUGGAAACUGCCUGCGCGGAAACGACGACGCGAGAAGAGCAAGGACCUUCUUGUCCCCGGGAAAAAACGCAAGUCAUUGAGUGGCGACUCGGCUGGAAGCCCUAAAGGCGAGCAAGCACCCCCAACUACGUCGAAGGAGCCCCGGGUAGAUGAAUCACUGCCAAAGUCUACAUCGGCUCACCAAAUAACCGAAACCGGAACGCAAAAGCCCCUUCGUGUUGCGGAAAGUGCUGCCAACUCUGGGCAACCCGUGGAAAAGAGUACGAGCGCGAACUCGCCAGUCCAGAAGCCAGCUGCAAAUUCAUCGUCACUGUCUCUCGGCCUGGCAGGUUACAGUUCAGACUCGGAAUGAACCCGAUAUUCUGUGGGUGACUAUGAAUGGCUAUCUGGAUAGCCUGUACAACUCUAUACUUCCCUCUAAUAGUUUCGUGAUGCUAGGCAUGCCUUGCAUAUACCCGCAUAGCAAGUGAUGUUUAAUGGGAAUCAAGAAACUCUGCUACAGUAUGGCAUCGUCAGACGCUUAUGGUUUUAAGAAUCAAAGGGCAGAUGCCAUUUCAUGGUAUACUAUUCUGGAAAUAAAAGACAUACCUUGCACGAUCGCCUGGUAGUCUUGUUAGCAAAGCUGCGAAGAUUUGCUUAUGCAAUGGCAGGGGUGAAAUCCGGAAGCAUAGCUCA